UUCGCUGUCCGGCCUUUCCUUCAUUAAAAUAUUAUUCCGUGUGUAGAGAGAGAGAGAGCCGCGGAACCCGGCGAGCCCUCGCCGCCGUUUUCACGCCACGAACAACGCACUCUCGCCACCCCCUCGUCACAGGCCUCGCAUCGUUCGCGUUUACCGAGGGGUUGAACCGUGGACGCGCGGAGUUGCUUUUUUUCUGACUGCCGGAACGCCACGCUCGCUAAGGAUUAUCGGCAAGUCCGCGUUGCGUGUACGAAGUGCUGAAAACGGUGUUUCCUCCACAGUGCACGACUUGUUUUCGGGUUCGUUCUAUUAUCCAUUAGCCGGGUUUGUGAGCGGGGUGCGCAGGACUAGUGUCGAAAGGAAACAGGGAACCGGCCCCCAAGGAUCCAACAGCUAGUCAGGGAUCGCUUGGAUCGCCGAACAACCGGAAACAUAACGCGAACGUCCGAAUGACCGACCGUGAUCGCCGACAGAUUCUAAAUCCUCUAUUUCGCGGCGUGUUGGACAACGAGUGUCGAAGUGUCGGGACGUGCAAGAAUCUCUGAAAGGAUAGGUAGCGUAGUGUCAAAAUCCUCUCGACUCGCGAAGGUGAUUGUUCUCCGUGAUAGGCUCGUAGACGUUACUAAAAAAAAAAUAAAAACUGUGUGUGGUGCUUUGAAACGAAUCAUUCCUAUUCUCUGCGUUCCUAUCCGCGUCAACUUACGCGCAUCUUCUUAUACGUUUUCUAUUUGUCCGUGUCACGAAGGACCGCGCGCAAGAGAGAUAUAAAAAAGUGUCCGGACCUCUGAUUAAUCUGUAGUUGUUCGCCAGUAAAGUUCUAUCGUGUUUGGAGAGAUACAGUGUGUCGAGGGUAACAGUGCAACUGCUGCUUGAAGGGAAACUGGCAGCUCGCGGGAUAUGAACCCAGGUACGACCUGGGGUUGUGUCGGGGUAGCUAGUAAAGCAUCUGUUGGUGGCGGAAAGGAGAUUUCGACGAACGGAGAGCAAACGACGAAGGCGGGGAGCACGUUUGGUAGGAGAAGAAGAAGAAGAAGAAGAGGAAGUCGAGAAAGUGUAGGCGCAGGCGCCUUAGGUGAUGUGAGGCUGGCGCCCGCCUCACGUUUGGGGUGAUGCCCUCCAGUGAGCCUCAUCCCCCCCAGUACCACCUUCAGCAUCACACCAUUCCUCCCUCGCAUCUUCAACAACAUACGUCGAGCGCGAUCGGGCAACAUCAGCUUUACCAGCAGCUGGUGGCGGCCCAUCAUCAGCAACAGCAACAACAACAACAACAGCAACAGCAACAGCGACAGCAGCAACACGGCGGGCUUUUCCAAAAUUCCACGUACACGCAACAGAAGCAGGAGAUGAGCCCGGAGGAGGAGGGGGGUCGAGGGGGCGGGUCCCCCCCGGCAGCAGGGGCUGCACUACAUCAGCCUCAUCACCCCCGGACUGCUAGUCCACCCUCAGGCACGGAACCCUGCACUCGCGAUGCUAUACCGACGCCCACGCCGAUCGCAGAUACUACCACAACAACUACAACUACUAUGACAAUGCAGUCGCAAGGGCAACAGCAGGAACAACAAGGUCCUAGUCCUAGUCCCAGCCCAACGGGGGGCGAUGUUGAGAAAUUUGAUGGAAAGAUUGUCUAUAAUCCUGACGGCUCGGCAUAUAUUAUCGAGGGAGAGAGUGAGCUCAGCGAAGAUGAUUCGCUGCCGGACGGUUGUAUCGUAGAUGGGCGCGGUGUUUCGGUUCCUCAUUCUUUAGUAUUUCCUCAGAUCGCGAGCGCGUAUUACGUGUCAAGAUUGUACGCGCAUCAGGCUUAUCAGCAGCAGCAGCAGCAACAGCAACAACGUUCGGCGGUGCAACAGCACAAUCCCGAUCUUCCUGUGAUGCACAGUUAUCGAGUGAUUAGUUACAGAAGCGCGGAGGGUAGUAAACAACCGCCUCCACCUCCGGCUACUCCUCCAUCUCCAGCCGCGUCGGUACCUGUAAAACCUAUUCUAAUGUGCUUCAUAUGCAAACUCAGUUUUGGCUACGCGAAAAGUUUCGUAGCACACGCACAGGGCGAGCACCAACUUACCUUGAUGGAAGACGAAAGGCAGAUACUUUCGCAUUCGACCGCAUCGGCUAUUAUUCAAGCUGUGGGUAGAGGAAAACAACCGUUGGUCAGUUUUCUCGAACCCGUUACGAGCUCCACGUGUCCGCAGCCGUCGCCUGUGCAGAUGCAAAGUCAACAGCAACAGCAACGUUCCGAAUCCAACGAUCAUGAAACACCGACAACGACUAGUACCCCUGCCAGUACCCCUGGAGUACCGAGUAGUCCCCAACAGCAACAGCAGCAACAACAGAGGCCGUCCUCCAGUACUCCUACGACACCCACGUCCCAUUCGAAUCAUCCUCUCGCGUACAAUCAUCAACAACCACAGCAACAUCAGUGGACCGGUGCUCAAGUUAGUGCUGCAUCGUGGGCCAAAGCACCCGAAACUGCUGGCAUUCAUUAUACUUCGCCGCCACCGCAGUCUUCGUCGACGAAAGGAUCACCGUCUUCUUACGCCUCUUUGACCCAACAACCACCGAAUUUUUUGACGGGUACGACCAUCGGUGUCUGUCCAGAGCAUAUGCAGGGUAGGCCUAGCGGAGUCGAGUGUCCGAAAUGCGAACUUAUAUUAGCAAGCAGCAGAUUGGCUGGUCCAGGUGGUCCACUAGCUGGGAUUCACAGCCGGAACUCGUGUAAAACGUUAAAAUGUCCAAAAUGUAAUUGGCAUUACAAGUACCAAGAAACUCUGGAGAUACACAUGAAAGAGAAGCAUCCAGAGAGCGAAACCUCUUGCAUUUAUUGCAUCGCUGGUCAACCACAUCCUAGAUUAGCUCGUGGCGAGACAUAUACCUGCGGAUACAAGCCUUACAGGUGCGAAGUAUGCAACUAUUCUACCACGACGAAAGGCAAUCUCAGUAUUCAUAUGCAAAGUGACAAGCAUUUAAACAACAUGCAAGAGCUUCAGCAGGGUAGCGGUGGCAGUUCAAGCGCGAACAAUCCAUCUUCUUCUCAGGACGCGCCAAUGCCAACGAGAAGUCCGCAUCACCAGCAAAAUCAUAGUCCGCAUAUCACUGGCCAGGUCGGAAAUCAAGGUAAACCGAAACCAACGUUUCGUUGCGACGUGUGCAACUAUGAAACCAACGUCGCUCGAAAUUUGAGGAUACACAUGACUAGCGAAAAACAUACGCACAAUAUGCUGGUUCUACAGCAGAACGUGAAACACAUGCAAACUUUAUCGGCGCUACAGUCCCAUCAUCAACAGGCUCAACAUCAUCAUCAGCAAGCGCAACAGCAGCAUCAACAGCAGCUCGAGCAGUUGCUUCAUUUGGGCGGUUUGGACAAACCACAGCACGCGGAAGCAGCUUUGGCAGAUAUGGCUUACAAUCAGGCUCUGUUAAUUCAGAUGAUGACCGGUGGACAGUUACCACCGCAACUUCCACCGGAAAUUAUGGGUGGUAUGGCGAGUAUGAGUGCGAUGGGCAAUCUUGGCGGAGACGUUGGUCUCUCACCGGACAGCAUGGAUCCACCACCCGAGCCAGCUGACCCUGAUCCAUCUCAUCUUUAUCAUUGCUGCGUUUGUAAUAAUUUCGCGACGGAUUCGUUGGAAGCGUUGGGUCAUCAUUUGGCCGUCGACAGGACCAGAACGCGCGAAGGCGAAAUUCUUGCGUUGGUGGCUGGCCAUUUCGUCUGUAAACUUUGUUCCUAUAAAACUAACUUAAAAGCGAAUUUUCAACUCCACUGCAAAACUGAUAAGCACCUCCAACGUCUGCAGCACGUGAAUCACGUGAAGGAGGGUGGGCCUAGAAACGAGUGGAAACUCAAGUACCUGGCCUCACCUACUAGCGCCCCGCAAUUACGCUGUCACGCAUGCGAUUAUUACACGAAUAGUGCCCAUAAAUUGGCCUUGCACGCUGCAUCGCCCAGACACGAAGCCGCAGCUCUACUUCUUCGUCACCUGUUAGAAGCAAGUGCCAAUGUGCCAUCACAGGCGAAACUGUAUCAUUGCGCGCUCUGCGGAUUCAGUGCAAGACACAGGUUGCCGCUUCUGCAGCAUGUUCGAUCUUUAAGGCAUCUUCAGAUGGAACAGUUGCAUCAGUUACAUCGACGAAGCGGAAUUCAAGGAAACGAGACACCGCAUACCGACAUCGGUGAUGUUUUUCAAGUUAUGAGCGAUCCGGACGUUCCAUCUGCGCAACAACCCAGUCCCACUACACCGACCACUCCGAAUGCUACUAAUGUUAAUAGUGAACGCCGAGAGGAAGGUAGCGAUUGUGGUAGCGAGGUGAAGCAAGAGCCAGACAACGAUCAAGAACCGGAACAAGAACCAGAGACCGAACAGGAGGAAGUCACCUGUCCAUAUUGCACUUAUCAACCGACAUCACGCGAAGAAUUAAGGCAGCAUUUGCAAGUGGCUCAUGUCCAAGAUUCCGAGGACAAAGUAGAGGCUGUAAAGGAAGAACCAGCUCCGGAAUUGUUGUGUCCGCUAUGUCAAGAUAGCUUCAAAGAGCGUUCCGCUUUGGAGAAACACGUGAUGCAAAUUCACUCGGUGAACGCUGACGGCUUACAGCGGCUGUUGCUUUUAGUGGAUCAGAGCCACUGGUUGAACAACAAUCCCAGAAACACUUUAACCCCAGCAGCGACUACGCCAACGUCCCCGACCACGACCACGAAGCCGGUGCAAGAAGAAGAAAUGAGCGAACGCAGUAUGAACGAAGAAAUCGAGGAAAUCACAAGAUGCACCAUUUGUGGACGCGUGUGUCGCUCUUUGGAGGAGCUGCAACAACACCACAGGGAAAUCCAUCCGGCUACUACACCUACGCUAGCAGUUAGCGAGAAACACGUCUACAAAUAUCGAUGCGGUCAAUGUAGUCUCGCGUUCAAGACUUUAGAGAAACUGCAACAACACUCACAGUAUCAUGCUAUCAGAGAUGCGACGAAAUGUGCGUUGUGCGGCCGAUCAUUUCGUUCGGUUCAGGCACUUCAAAGACAUCUUGAAUCUGCACACGCGGAUCUGCACGAGGACGAACUCGCACAAUACAAGCAGAGUUUGCUGCAUGCUCACCCUCUGCUUCUGGCACUAACCGAGGAAGCUCUACGUAGGCAAGGUAACUUGAGCGGGGAACAGAACGUGGAGGACGAUACUAGCAAGGCGGACGAGGAAGAGAGCGACGCGAGCGAUUCUUCGCCGCUGCAUAAGGAACAACGUCUUUUGGAGGACUAUUUGAAUAGUCAAACGGUUGCCGAAGAUUCUUACCACGAUCCGGGUAGAAAGUUCAAGUGUCACCGCUGCAAAGUAGCCUUCACGCGGCAGAGCUAUUUAACUGGACACAAUAAAACGCUAUUGCAUCGUAAAGGAGAGAAGAUGUCUUAUCCGAUGGAGAAGUACUUGGAUCCGAAUAGACCUUACAAAUGUGACGUUUGCAAGGAGAGCUUCACUCAGAAAAAUAUACUGUUGGUUCACUAUAACAGCGUUAGCCAUUUACACAAAUUGAAGAGAGCCAUGCAAGAACAGGGUAAUAAUAACACUCUGAUCUCCGUUGUACCACCUGCUAGUCCAACAGAAUCACCCGAUUCGCAACAAGACCAGGACAAGAAGCCUUACAAAUGUAAUAUCUGCAAGGUAGCAUACUCUCAAGGUAGUACUUUGGAUAUUCACAUGAGAAGCGUGCUGCAUCAAACGAGGGCCAGUAAACUGCCAGAUCUCGCUGCCAGCGGUCAAUUAGACCUUGCUCGGCCAUUAAUCGAACAACCACCACCAACGAGUCCAAAUAGUUCGCCCGUUAACACAAAUGCUGGUAACACAGGGUCUAUGUUAUCCUGUCCGCGAUGCAGCGCUCUGUUCGUGAAUCAAGAGCAACUCGCUACACAUCAACAACUUUACUGCAUCUUUAGCAAUCCAUUGGCGUUGUUUCAACAAUUGGCAGCUUCGCAACAACUCGCUUCAUCUGCUCCUGCUAAAACGCCACCGCCGGUAUCUACGACACCAGGUCCUCAACAGCAUAUGCAGCAAAGUACACAGCACUCGUCGCAAACGACGCAAGAUAUACUAUCGCAGCCACGUCACAAAACAUCGCAGAUGUACAAGCAUCUGUUGGAGAGUUUCGGAUUCGAUCUAGUAAUGCAGUUUAAUGAGAAUCAUCAGAGGCGUCAACGAAAAGAGGAGGAGGCUGCCGCCGCGCUGCAAGCUCAACAACAGCAACAGAAACAAGAGCAGCAGAAACAAGCUCUUGCUGCCCAAGCUGCACGCGAAAGAGAAGAAGAAGCUGAGGAGCAAAUUGACGACGAUGUUAUACCGGAAUUAACUAGGAGCACUUGCCAGCAUUGUAAUAAAGAAUUUAGUAGCGUGUGGGUUCUCAAAGCACACUGCGAGGAGGUACAUCGUGAUUUGGUGCCCCGUGAGUUUCUGGAGAAGUAUGCUCAACAAUUCAAAUGCGAAUACGAGAAGAAAAGUGUCGUGGUAACCGUUGCAACAUCUUCGUCCACGUCUUCUGGGCCGAGAAGCUCCACACCCGCAUCUGGUCAGGUUCAGGACGUUGUUUCGGAGAAGGAGCAACGCGAAAAAGAAAAGGAUGAUCCUAUCGAAAACAAGGAUCGUGUUAGCAAAACUCCAGAAGCUACUUCAACUACUCCAGCAUCGACUCCAGCGUUAAGUAAUACACCGUUGUCGAGCACAGAUUCAACUACGCCUACUGUGUUGCCAAUAAAUUCAUCUCUCCAUAUUCAACAAACACAACAACAACAGCAGCAACAGCAGCAGCAGCAACAACAGCAACAGCAACAGCCGCCACAGCCACAGCAGCAACAACAGCAACAGCAACAACAACAACAGCAGCAGCAUGCUCAGUUAACUUUGGCUCAACAAAUGUCUGAAAUGCAAGCUGCUUUAAACGCCAUGGCUGCUUCUCAGCUGCAACAACAACUACAACAAUAUCCUGGAUUGAUGAUGGGUAUGAUGGGGCUACCUCUUGGAUUAAAUGUACCUGCUUUAGCUGCCAUGAAUCUUCAACCACCAUUAGUACCAAUGAUGUUACCACCACCUCCGUAUGAUGGAGCAGCCACCGCAUAUCCACCUAUCAAUGCUCAAGCUGAUCUUCUUGCUAAACAACAUCUCGCUUUGCAACAACAACAAGCAGCUGCCGCUAACGUAGCUGCUUCUCAGAAACGAGCACGAACUCGCAUCACGGAUGAACAACUUAAGAUACUGCGAGCACAUUUCGAUAUUAAUAAUUCCCCUGGUGAAGAACAGAUACUAGACAUGGCAGCACAAAGCGGAUUACCGCCGAAAGUGAUUAAGCACUGGUUCCGGAACACGUUAUUUAAAGAACGACAACGUAACAAAGAUAGUCCUUAUAACUUCAACAAUCCUCCUAGCACCACUUUGAAUCUCGAAGAAUAUGAAAAGACUGGGGAGGCAAAAGUUACUCCGUUAAAUUCUAGCGUGUCUGGAAGUAGUUCCUCCGACGACAAAAGUCCGAAUAAACAGGCAACUCCUCCGCCAUCGACAACAAUCAAUACAUCUCAGGCUAGCGAGAUAAAGCAGGAGAUUCAGGAACAACCGCCGUGCCACAUUCAGCAGCAGUCGCAGCAUCAAGAAGAGCAGCAGCAUCAUUCGCCAGGGAGUUCGGGUGGACAGCAGUCUAGGCCACAUUCUCCGGCCCUCAGCAUGAGUUCAGUUUUUUCCGGCAUUCAUCAUGACGUCUCAUCACAUGCUCCAUCAACGACCAAUACGCCAACCACACCUAUGUUACCACCAAAAUUAGCACCGCAGAAUUUUGCUAGCCCCAAUCCUGGACCAGGUGGCGUUGUACCGGGCGCCAUUGCGGCAAUGGCUUUGACCCCUCAAAGAUCUCUGAGCCCUGGACGUGGACCGACUGAUUACUCUUUUGGGGGGAGUACCAACGGAAAUAGUUCCUCUAGCAGCAGCUCUGGAAAACGGGCAAACCGGACUAGAUUCACCGAUUAUCAAAUCAAAGUUCUUCAAGAGUUCUUUGAAAACAACGCAUACCCGAAGGACGACGAUUUAGAAUACUUGAGUAAGCUUCUCGGAUUAAGUCCGCGUGUGAUUGUGGUGUGGUUUCAAAACGCUAGGCAGAAAGCUCGUAAGGUAUACGAGAAUCAACCCGCUGCCGAACCAGUGACAACUGGCAACCGUGAAGGCGACGAUGGCUCAGGUCGCUUUCAACGAACGCCAGGCUUAAACUACCAAUGCAAAAAGUGUCUAUUGGUAUUUCAAAGAUAUUACGAACUCAUUCGUCAUCAGAAGACGCACUGUUUUAAGGAGGAGGAUGCUAAAAGGAGCGCUCAAGCACAAGCUGCUGCGGCUCAGGUUGCCGCGGUUUUAAGUUCCGAAGAUAGUAACAGCAGUUCUACAACGACCACAGCGAAUCCUAUACCUAGUAAUCCAACUACUGCGCCUGCUCUCGCAGAACAGCUUCAGCAACCGUUAAGCACCACUACGUCUCCCCACCAUCAACAACAAACGGUGACUCAGUCUCUUCAGCAGUCCCAACAACAAACACAGCAGCAGCAGCAGCAACAACAACAGCAACCACAACAGACACAGUCCCAAUCCGAGUCGAAGGAAGGUAGCUUUCAGUGCGACAAAUGCAAUCUGAUGUUCGGACGAUUUGAACAAUGGAGAGAACAUCAGCUGGUACAUAUCAUGAACCCGUCCUUAUUCCCACCGGCGUAUCCACCAGACUCACCUUUUGGAAUCCUACAACAGCAAGCACUGAACGCUACCUCCAGCGUAGCUACGGACACUCCUCAUCCACUUCUCGCGAUGAUGCAAGAUAGGAAGAGGAAAUACGAAGAUUUCGAGGAGGGGACUGGAGGCGAGUCCCGAUCAAAUUCCGAACAUAGUGAACAGCCUAAAGACAAACGUUUGAGAACGACCAUACUUCCAGAACAGUUGGAUUAUUUAUAUCAAAAAUAUCAAGUCGAAUCCAAUCCAUCGAGGAAGAUGCUGGAGACUAUCGCGCGCGAGGUCGGUUUGAAAAAACGGGUUGUUCAAGUAUGGUUCCAAAAUACUCGUGCUCGUGAACGGAAGGGUCAAUUUCGAGCGCACAGCCAAGUGAUCAAUAAACGUUGUCCGUUUUGCCCGGCGCUGUUCAAAGUAAAAUCCGCUUUAGAAUCACAUCUCAGUAGUAAACACGCUGACCAGGUUGCCCGAGGCGAGGUUAAUAUCGAUAAUAUCCCCGACGAAGAACUCUCAAUGGAAUCUGUACCCUCGAAUCCAAGCACACCGAACAUGAUGCCACCGUUGUUCCCACCUUUCAACACCGAUAUGGAAGCAUCCUUGAAGAAGUACUAUGAAGAGUCAAUGAAACGAUACAUCAGCGAGUUGCAGGCACACGCCAGUAAUGGCAAACAAGAAGCAACAAAUCAUCAGGCGGGUAGCAACAGCGGCGAAACUCCUUUGGAUUUGAGCAAACCGGUCGAUCUCAGUCGUCCGAUGAAAUUGAGUCUCGGAUUGAGCAAUUUGUUAGAAGAACAGCAACAUGGCGCACAUUUCCGCGGUGGUAGCGACUGCGGUCCACUGACCGAUCUUUCCGAACGAAGUAUUUGCGACGAUGACAGUAUGAGCGAAACCACAGAAUUUCUAGAUGACGAGAGUGGACCAGCGAGUCCAGCUUCGAGUACACAGAGCUCGAGACAAGGAUCUGCUUCUGCAGGAACUGGAAGUACUGCGGGUCCACCGGCGACUGGUACCGGUAGCGGAACUGGCCAACAAAGUGGCAAGAGAUAUCGCACUCAGAUGUCAGCCACUCAAGUGAAGGUGAUGAAGUCACUGUUCUCGGAUUACAAAACACCGACGAUGGCCGAGUGCGAGAUGCUCGGUCGCGAGAUCGGUCUGCCAAAGCGUGUGGUUCAGGUCUGGUUCCAGAAUGCCCGUGCAAAGGAGAAAAAGGCUAGAUUGGCGGCAGGUUUGCCAGCCGAGGGCUCAGCUGUCCAACCACAUCGUGGACCAACUGGGCCCGACGAAUGUAGACUCUGCUCAGUCCGAUACUCGGCCAAGUCGCCGCUUCAGGAACAUGUUUUCUCGCGACGACACAUCGAGUCGGUGCGUGUUGCCGUCGAAGAAGGCAGUCUCGUGCCACCAACACCCGGCGCACCGAUCGUUCCUGGCGGCAACAGUGGCACAGCAGGAAUCGGCAAUUCGCCGGUGGUCGGAGCCACUAAUCAGCAAGCUGCCCAGCAGCAGCAGCAGCAGCAAUCGGACGAAAACAUGAUGUACGGAUCCUUGUUCCUCCAUCCUACGGCGAUGUUCCAGCCACAGCAACAACAACACCCGGGCGCCGCAACGGCUAGCACUGCUACCACCACGGCCGGUGAGUGUCUGGCUGACCUCUUAGACUCCUAAGCGACCGUUCUACCGCAUUUCGUUCGAAAUUCUUAUCUCAUUUAACGCGACUCGUGUUCUUCCAAUAAUCGGUUCGAUGGAAAACGUUGUCGAGUUGAGAACGCGACUGAUUUCAUACUUUCAACGAUAAAUUAACUUCCGAACAUGUUUGAUGCGUCGACGUUUAUUUUAACUUUCCCUUCGAGCACGGAAAUGCAUACUUCUAUACUCUCUUUGUGUGCUCUAUCCAAUAUCGUUUUGUAGUAAUAUUGAAUUUCGAACAUGCGCAAGUCACUGUCGUUGUAUGUUGUGCACGUGUCCCUUUAUCGCGUGUAUACGUACCCGUAUUGUUUAAUCUGGCCCGUGUGAUACUCUAGGGGGCCUGUCGAUUAUGGAAUUUAUACGAAAAAUUCGAGGAAUCGUUUAUGUAUAGUGCGAAUAUAAUAUAUCCAGAGCUAGGCAAUACUGAAAGUUCCUAUCAGAUGACUAUUUUAGCGUAAGAGAGAAUGCGAACGAACGAAAGAAGAAACAGAAAGUAUGUGUGAGUGAGAGAAAGUAAGAGAAAGAGUGAGUGAGAGAGAGAAUGGCAUAAAAGUUGAGAGAUGCGUAUUUCAAGCAUUAACUUUUAAAUGAUCGAUCAUCGCCGUCGGACAGAUAGAAAUGAAUAAAGCGUCCCGAUUAUACGUUGCUGUACAGUUAAAGACUAUAUUACAAAUUAUUAGAAACUUUAUUAUUAUAUUUUAUAAUGGAUCCCUAGCACUAUUCAAUUUUGGUUAUUAUUCGAAGCGUUUGAUUCAUUAUAGUAUAGCCAGAAAGAACGGAGAAUAUGUUGCCUUAAUUCCUGCAUAGCGUAACUAUCGUACCCUUAUCUCCCCCGAAACUGCUCGUCCCCUUCUCAUUUCGGUUUUGCAUGAUUAUCGUCGUCAUUAUUUUAUAUCCACAAAGCCAUUCCAACACCUUGUCGUUUCACGUUUAAAAUCUCCAGCUCGUUAUGUUUAAAGCGUUCACUGUAAAUACUUCGCAAAAUCUCUCAUUGUUAUCCGAGGCUCGUAUAUGGCCUGUUUAUCUCGAACAAUCCCGAUUCUGACCUCCGUGAACCAGACAAUCUACCGGAGAGGGGACUCUCUUGCGAAGAACGGAUACAUACAAUAUGUAUACACCUGAAUUUCUCUCUCGCUGUAAUGUCAUUUCACUCGCUUCCCUCUCUUUUCUUUUUACCUUGGCAUCGUCGCAACGAUCCUAUUUGCCGCCACGACGAUAUCGCUCUUAAUCGGGGCUAUUAUUAAUUAUUAUUGUUUUAUACGUUUAGUUAUUUAUGAAUACCCUCGGACCCCUCCCUUCGUCUCCCCUUUUAUGACAGUCACACUCUCGCUUGCCCCCGCGUCAACGAAUCGACUUCUUUAGAAAUACGUCGACCUUGAACAGAGCUCGAGACAUGCGUUCUUUAUUUCUCUCUUUUUCGAUGUAUUUUAUUUCGCGCUAGUUUACAUUCGCGGCCAACGAGGGUGUGCCUCCGCUUUCUUGCUUUUUUCUUUAUCAACACGUCAGACACUUGUACACAAUACGCGUGAUUUCACGCUUGUACACACGGAUUACGCAUCCGAACGAAAGCUUUGUACGCCCUGCAUCGCAUACGUACAUACACAAGAUGAACACACGUAAACGUUACAUUUACACAUUAGAACAUUAGAAUACAUAAUGUUAUGUAUGUCGAUCCCUACUAUUCUUGUGUAUAUAGUUUAUUAUUAAGUAU
Molecule: messenger RNA, 12111 nt
Organism: Megachile rotundata (alfalfa leafcutting bee)
Lineage: Eukaryota; Metazoa; Arthropoda; Insecta; Hymenoptera; Megachilidae
Gene: zfh2
Product: Zn finger homeodomain 2
Biological process (GO): regulation of transcription by RNA polymerase II
Cellular component (GO): nucleus
Molecular function (GO): zinc ion binding; DNA-binding transcription factor activity, RNA polymerase II-specific; RNA polymerase II cis-regulatory region sequence-specific DNA binding
Source: RefSeq, a predicted model, not a curated record